UGGGCGUGCCGCUGCCCGUCCGCUCUUCAGCAGCCGGCCGGGGGCGGUGGAAGAGCGAGUGAGAAGAGCGCGACGGCUGCUGCGGAGCCAUCGCUGGACAACCUGGGAGGAAGUGAGGCCGUCGCCUCUGCGUCCAGAAUACCUAAGUGCUGGGGUGCUGAACCGAGUCCGAGGAGAGAACUAAUCCAAGUGGAGUUAAUCAGGGAAGGUUUCCUGGAAGAGGAUCAGAAUGGUUUCAAUCCCAGAAUACUAUGAAGGCAAGAAUGUCCUCCUCACUGGAGCAACUGGUUUCCUAGGGAAGGUACUUCUGGAAAAGUUGCUACGGUCUUGUCCUAAGGUGAAUUCAGUGUAUGUUUUGGUGAGGCAGAAAGCUGGACAGACACCCCAAGAACGAGUAGAAGAAGUCCUAAGUAGCAAGCUCUUUGACAGAUUGAGAGAUGAAAAUCCAGAUUUUAGGCAGAAAAUUAUAGCAAUCAACAGUGAACUCACCCAACCUAAACUGGCUCUUAGUGAAGAAGAUAAAGAAGUCAUCAUAGAUUCUACCAAUAUUAUUUUCCACUGUGCAGCUACAGUAAGGUUUAAUGAAAAUUUAAGAGAUGCUGUUCAGUUAAAUGUGAUAGCUACAAGACAGCUUAUUCUCCUUGCACAACAAAUGAAGAAUCUGGAAGUGUUCAUGCAUGUAUCAACAGCAUAUGCCUAUUGUAAUCGAAAGCAUAUUGAUGAAGUAGUUUAUCCACCACCUGUGGAUCCCAAGAAACUGAUUGAUUCUUUAGAGUGGAUGGAUGAUGGCCUAGUAAAUGAUAUCACGCCAAAAUUGAUAGGAGACAGACCUAAUACAUACAUAUACACGAAAGCAUUGGCAGAAUAUGUUGUACAACAAGAAGGAGCUAAGCUAAAUGUGGCAAUUGUAAGGCCAUCUAUUGUUGGUGCCAGUUGGAAAGAACCUUAUCCAGGAUGGAUUGAUAACUUUAAUGGACCAAGUGGUCUCUUCAUUGCGGCAGGGAAAGGAAUUCUUCGAACAAUGCGUGCCUCCAACAGUGCCCUUGCAGAUCUUGUUCCUGUAGAUGUAGUUAUCAACACGAGUCUUGCAGCAGCCUGGUAUUCCGGAGUUAAUAGGUAUAUGAGACCAAGGAACAUCAUGGUGUAUAACUGUACAACAGGCAGCACUAAUCCUUUCCACUGGGGUGAAGUUGAAUACCAUGUAAUUUCCACUUUCAAGAGGAAUCCUCUCGAACAGGCCUUCAGACGGCCCAAUGUAAAUCUAACCUCCAAUCACCUUUUAUAUCAUUACUGGAUUGCUGUAAGCCAUAAGGCCCCAGCAUUCCUGUAUGAUAUCUACCUCAGGAUGACUGGAAGAAGCCCAAGGAUGAUGAAAGCAAUAACUCGUCUUCACAGAGCUAUGGUGUUUCUUGAGUAUUUCACAAGUAAUUCUUGGGUUUGGAAUACUGACAAUGUCACUAUGUUAAUGAAUCAGCUUAACCCUGAAGAUAAAAAGACCUUUAAUAUCGAUGUAAGGCAAUUACAUUGGGCAGAAUAUAUAGAGAACUACUGCAUGGGAACUAAGAAGUAUGUAUUGAAUGAAGAAAUGUCUGGUAUCCCUGCAGCUAGAAAACACCUGAACAAGUUGAGAAACAUACGAUACGGUUUUAAUACAAUCCUUGUGAUCCUGAUCUGGCGUGUUUUUAUUGCAAGAUCACAAAUGGCAAGAAACAUCUGGUACUUUGUGGUUAGUCUGUGUUACAAGUUUCUGUCAUACUUCAGAGCAUCCAGCACUAUGAGAUACUGAAGUCAAGAAUACAGCAUUAGAACAUCUAUGCAUAUGGUGGUCUAAAUGCACAAAAUGUAAAAUGUACUUAAGUCAUCUCACCUUUGUCAAGACAUUAAACCAUCUUAGAUCG
Messenger RNA from Talpa occidentalis (Iberian mole), 1898 nucleotides. It is a transcript of the gene FAR1, whose product is annotated as fatty acyl-CoA reductase 1. Bases 230 to 1786 code for a protein of 518 amino acids. Gene Ontology annotation, biological process: long-chain fatty-acyl-CoA metabolic process. Lineage: Eukaryota; Metazoa; Chordata; Mammalia; Eulipotyphla; Talpidae. Gene Ontology annotation, cellular component: peroxisome. The transcript has 13 exons. Gene Ontology annotation, molecular function: alcohol-forming very long-chain fatty acyl-CoA reductase (NADP+) activity. The record is from RefSeq and is a predicted model, not a curated record.